This is a messenger RNA of Oncorhynchus mykiss (rainbow trout), 980 nucleotides long. RefSeq lists its product as uncharacterized. Gene Ontology annotation, cellular component: membrane. Lineage: Eukaryota; Metazoa; Chordata; Actinopteri; Salmoniformes; Salmonidae. The record is from RefSeq and is a predicted model, not a curated record.
AAAACCUCAAAGUUAAUGUCUGUUGGAAAGUUCAGAACGAUUACCUCUUGAUUUAGUCAACUGAUCAACUCAAUAGUUUGGUCGCAGUUGCAAAUGAGAACUUGUUCUCAACCUGCCUACCUGGUUAAAUAAAGGUGACAUAAAAUAAAUAAAUGUCGAUGAACAUGGCGACCGACAUCAGUCCAGCAGGGGGAGAAGGAGGGCCAUAUACCACUAUGGUGGGAGGAAGUAAACCACUGCACCGCUUCAUCAGAGGCGAGCCAAAGAGUACUGGGAUUGUAAUGAUGUUCAUGGGAUCAUCACUCUUCAUCUUGGGGAUUCCAAUGAGGCUGGAUACACUGAUGUCCUCUGCUGAGACUUUCACCCCUUUUUGGCUAGGAAUCCUGUUCAUCAUCUCUGGGUUGUUAUAUGUGCUCACAGAGAAGAAUCCUUCAAAACAACUGGUGACAGCAAGCCUGGCCCUUAGUAUCAUCUCUAUGUUGGGGGUCACAGUGGCUUUCUUUGAAUUCCUUAAAGGCAUCGUGCACAUUCGGCAAUCAUAUGACUACUAUGAUCAUUACCACUAUGACUACAACGCCACAGAAUCUGGCAGAGUUGUAGUCCCCUGGCGUAAACAACAUAUGCACCAGUUGAUCAGCCUUGAGGCUGUAUUUAUGUACCAGAGCUUAGUAGGUAUGGUGGUCCUAAUUGUGAUGACAUCAUUUGCCAGGGUUGCCCUGCAUUCCAGCAAGACACAGGCAGUUGUGGUAAUGCAAGAUCUACCAUCACCAGACUGAAUAAAGAAAACAAGGCUUUUCUGACUGUCUCUGCCGUGAUGAAUAGAUAGAAAAUUUGGACUUGCCCAUUGAUAUGAAAUAAAUGUAUUCACAAAUAUGUAGAACAUUUCUUUAAAUCCACAUAUAUGGAAUUGUCUUUGUAUACACUCGUAUUUCUAUACACUUGUACUUUGUAAUAAAUAUAACAUACACCACCAGUCAAAA